Messenger RNA from Desarmillaria tabescens, 2664 nucleotides. RefSeq lists its product as uncharacterized. Lineage: Eukaryota; Fungi; Basidiomycota; Agaricomycetes; Agaricales; Physalacriaceae. The coding region runs from base 1 to 2664 and encodes 887 amino acids. The record is from RefSeq and is a predicted model, not a curated record. The transcript is spliced from 11 exons.
AUGGCUAGGACCAAAGCAACCGAGAUGAUAGCGUGGAGACAGAUGUAUGAAGAAGGUCUUGCAAGAGCUGCACAAUUGGAAACAGACAAAAACAAGGCCCACGCAUUAAUCGAACGUGAAGAAAGCAAAGAGGCAUUUAAGGAUGUCGAUGACGGAUGUACUACCUUGGAAAGUCGAAGUUCAACUUAUGACACACUCUCGGAUGAUUUUGACAAAGAUGCUGAUGAAGUCAGUGGCCAAGAAAAUAUACAGCAGUCACGGAAUACACCUAUGGGAAGGAUUGUAACAAGCUCUAACUCGAAACCGAACAUAUAUCGAAAUCUCUUUCUUGAUAUGGAAGCAUUGGAUGACGAUUGUGAAGAAGAAUCAGCUGACGAUGAAGAACUGGAUCAAUUCAUUGCACAAGAUGAUGAAGCAGAUAAUACAGAUCUUCCAAAACAUACUAUAACCAGUACUACGUGUGAACGUAUCGGACCGACCUAUCUGUCUGAUGUCAUUCGGCGCUGGGAUACUGAGUUUGGUGAGAGAUCUAUAGACGGCAAUGAUUCGCUUGAUAAUUGCAAUCAAUAUGGUGCGGAGGACUGCAACAUGACUGGUCUUGCAGCCGGUCCAUUAAUAAAUCAUGCUUCGAUCGACGAAUCGUAUAUAUGGAGAAUGAAAUGCAGGCGUCUCCGAGGCCGUUACAUUGCGGCCAACAUACUCUCAUGUUCCGAAUAUGUUCCAAUCGUUCAGAUGCUCGUACGAGCGGUGAUUUCAAUCCCUUCCGAUCCAUAUUGCGUCUACCUGGAAGCGCAGAUGUCUAAAGCCCUCAAAGACUGGCUUAAGACUGUCCCUGGCAUAGUUGUCUUCAACGAUAGUGUCAUUUUAAAUGCGGUGGACUACAGUGAGUGGCACAAGGUAAUGACGUAUGUGCCUAAAUACCGCGAACCUGAUUUACCUGUCGGUGAUCGCUGGUGCACUAUUGGAUACGGAUCGUCUAUGGGCUGGCCUGUUUUUGUCAUUGGUUCGUCAGAAGAUACCCAUCAGCCCGGGUACGACAUUCUUAUGGUGCCAAUGCUUUCUUUGCAAAAGGGCGCAUAUGACACUUACCCAGUCCAGUCGUUGGAGCCUAUGCUAUUUGAUGCCACAAAAAUGGCCAUCAUCCAUGGCGAAGAGUUGUUGCGAGAAAUAGUAGAGGACACGCAUUUUGACUUCAGAGGUCAAGACUACGAAUACGGCUUGCUGCAUCGAACUCCGCGACCAAAGAGCUGGAAUUUCUACUUGGGGGAGUCGGUUAUCGUUCGCGGUUGUUCAAGCCAACAUUCUUCUCAAUUGUUCGAGGACGGUGGAAGUCGUACUUGCACUAUAGUCGACGUUCAUGACACUUAUCUCGAGCUCGAUGACAUUAAACAUUCCGGAAGGUUCAUUGUGAAAGAAUGGCAUGCAAUCGAGAAGAUUUUUAAAGUAGGUCAAUUUGUGGUUAAGGGUAAUAUUUGUGGAUUUGUGGAUGUUAUUGAGUUAAACGUGCUUCAUUUGAUUGUGUUGGGUGGGGGUCAAGAGAAGGAGCAAACAGCUGAAAAAGCCGGUGGAACGAUAAUGGCAUUUAUCUGCGUUGUGGAUUUUAAUUCCAUUCCCUGGGUGGGAAUGUGUGGGGUCGUACUUAAACAAGGUAGUCCGUUUCGAGGGCUGCUGGUAUUCGUCAAGGAUGUCAGGGUUGAAAAAACGCAUUGGAGAUCUUCAUGCUUGGAUACAAACCACUCCGUCUAUGAAGCGAAGACCUCCGCAUUUCAUUCGUCACACACUAAAUCUCCUACAACUAUUGCUGGAUUAAUAGUUCCUGGAAUGGGUGCUACGCCGAGAUAUAUUCCCGAUUUACAAGUAAUGUUGUUGGUUCAACGUGCGAGCUACUCUCCUGAAACAGGCGGGGGGUUUUCAGAAAUGUGGGUUCCAUAUAAAGAAGUGGUAGACGCACAAACACACUUGCCUCUGGCGAUGGUACCAGAUUCAUUAAUUGAACAACGAUUUCUUCCUCCCAUUGAUACAAGCUCGACUAGUCAUCACCAAGAAGCCCGUUCCACAACUCCGCUUCCUACAGCAGAAGAAGGCUCCCUGUCUCCAGCUUGGAAUCCGUUUUCCAGUUUCCCUCAUAACUCGACUUGCUCUACCAUAGCUGAUACGUCUGCGGCACUUGGGGAAAACGUACCAGCUGAAGAGUCUUCCGUUUAUUGCCAUUGGACACAAGACUUACGCAUGGCAGCAAUAGGUGAUUUGAAAGUUCGUGUGAUGGUAGGCGGGCGGGAGUGUCGAGGGUCUCUAAUCCGACAUGAAAAUCGUAUGCAAUUGCGUCUAUUAAGAGGUGGGAUUAUCGAGCCUCAUAGGAUACUGCCUCGACAUCCCAUGCCUAGAAAUCAGCAUGGUUCGUUGUGGGUAAUUAUUCGAGGUGAACAUUGCGGUGUACUCGUUCGGGGUUUGCGCUAUUUUCGCCACAACGAUGUAACAUGGUGGGAUGUGCGAGUUACCGAACGGAAGAAGGAGGGCAGAUGGGUGUAUCUGAACGUAGAACUUCAAGUACCAUAUACUGAUCUCAAUUUGGUGGUCGAGCCAACAAGUGAAAAGGUUGCGAACCAGGCGGAGGCGUAUAAGAUGCGGGAAUUUAGCAGGGCAGAUUAUUUUAAAAAAGUUUGA